GAUUAGUGAGUCGCUGUCCUUCGUCACAAUGCAGGUGCGAGUCGCAUCUUCAUCGCCACUUGCUCUGCACUUGGUUGUGCUUCUAUCCCUUCUAAAUACAAUUACUCACACUCAAGUCUUCUCCAAAGCUGAACAAAAACGUGUGGAAAAUAAGCGAGGAUAUCUUAGACAUCCAGGAUACUUCAACGGAAAAUUCGGACAUCUUUAUUCAGCGGAAGAUUUUUUUCUAAAAGCAAAAAAUGAAAGUAUUCACGCUGGAAGAUCCACUACCAGACCGCCAUUGUACAGAGUGUCACCAGCUAUGUUCCAACAAGAAGGUGUUGGCAGAGGCUCCCUCCUGAGACAUGAAUCAUUGAGAGGUGACGCACACGAACCAGAAGAAGGCUUCAGCAUAGCAAAACAUAAUCAUGGCGAAUUUUCUUAUACAACUCCAUCAUCUAUUAUUCACUAUGAGAGUAAUCCAGGAUUGAAAGGAAAUAUAGAGGAUCACCCAAACAUGGCAAAGUUACCACAAUCAAUACCAUAUUAUGCACGAAAUGAUAGAAGACCACAUAAAAAAGGAAAAGGCAAUAAUAAACCACCUGUGCGAUUUACAAUACCCCCAGAAUACACGAGGACAACACAGCCUGUAUACUACACAACUGAGAGAGCUACUAUGCAUCCAACCACAACAGAAACAUUUUUCACAACUUGGCCAACAACCUCAGGAAUCGAGGGGAAGGGACACCAUAAGCCACCAUCGAAAUUCACAAUACCACCUGAAUAUACACCAAUGACAGAGCCAUUCCAUCAUGAAACUGAACCAGUGACUAGUUACCCCUACACAACUCAACACGUCCACAUAACAUCAGGAAUUAAGAAAGGUAAAGGACAUCAUAAACCAGCUUCCAAAUUCACAAUACCUGCCGAAUACACUCAGACAACAGAACCUGUACAUUAUACAACUGAACCAGUGACAGUGCACCCAACAACUACUGGAAGAGAAAUCUUCACAACACAUCCAACAACCGCAGGUGUUAAAAAAGGAAAGGGACACCAUAAGCCUGCUUCUAAAUUCACAAUCCCUCCAGAAUAUACCCGGACAACAGAGCCAGUACAUUAUCCGACUGAACCAGUGACUAGUACACCAGAAACCACUCAAUAUGUAUAUAUCACUCAACCAACAACUUUGGGAGACCAUAAAGGAAAAGGACAUCACACACCAGCCACCAUGUUCACAAUACCACCAGAAUACACACAGACUACAAAGGCUGUAUACUAUCCAACUGAACAAGUAACAAUGCAUCCAACAACCUCUGAGGAAGAAGUUGUCACAACUCAUCCCAUUACAACACAAGGCUCCAAAAAAGGAAAGGGUCAUCACAAGCCAGUUUCAAUGUUUACAAUACCACAUGAUUAUACCCAGACUACGGAGCCAGUGUACUAUCAUACUGACCUAGAAACUACCCAGAAAGUGUAUACUACACAGCCAACAACAUCAGGAAUCAAGAAAGGAAAAGGGCAUCAUAGACCAGCUACCAUGUUCACAAUACCCCCGGAAUACACACAGACUACCGAGCCUGAUGUAUACUAUCCAACUGAACAAGUAACAUUGCACCCUACAACCACUGAGAAAGAAAUUCUCACUACUCAUUUUAUAACAACACAAGGAUUGGAAAAAGGGAAGGGGCAUCACAAGCCAGUUUCAAUGUUCACAAUACCUCACGAAUUUACUCAGACAACAGAGCCAGUAAAUUAUGAAACUGAACCAUUUACUACUCAACAAGUGCACAUUACUUAUCCCGCAACAUCAGGAAUCAAGAAAGGGAAAGGUCAUCAUAAGCCAGCUUCCAAAUUCACUGUACCUGCAGAGUACACUCAGACAACAGUUCCUGUACAGUAUACAACUGAACAAGUAACUGUUCAUCCAGAUAAUACUGAAGAAGUGUACAUCACUCAGCCAACAACAUCAGGUGUUAAAAAGGGGAAAGGACACCAGAAGCCAGGAUUCAUGUUCACAAUACCACCUGAGUACACCAAGACAACAAAACCUGUAUAUUACUCAACUGAACCAUUAACAACUGCACAAAUCUAUAUAACUCAUCCAACAACUCAUUGGUCUAUGAAGGGCAAAGGUCAUAAAAAACCAGUCUCCAAAUUCACAAUCCCGUAUGAGUACACAAUGACUACUCAAUCCAAUUACAAUCCCACUACAAUGUUCCAUACUUCCAAUCCAAUGGACUAUGGUCAAUCAACAUCUUCUGUUGAGUUUUUGACAAUCAAUAAUGAACCCCACAACUGGCAAACAUCAACAAUUAGUUACCCAGAUACUACCCAUUCUUAUGAGGAUGGACAAUCAACUGAUGAACAAUUCACUAUUCCAGGAUAUGAAGGUUCAAAGCCUGGCCAUUCUGAAGGUAUUGUUACAAAGCCUGCAUUUUUUACUGAGGCUCCAAUAAAAUAUGAGUCUACUCCAGUUAUAUAUCAGACCAACCAAUAUAAUGGAAUGCAAACUGAUUUCCAAUCAACUGAAUACCCUCAUUAUGAAGAAUCUCCAUCAAUGCAAAAUACAGAGCCUGCACAUUAUCAAACCAUGAAGUACUCAGAUUUUGAUCAGUCAACAGUUCCAGUGGAGAUACCAAGUGAGUCAUCAACUGAACCACAACAUUAUGAAGAGUUCUCAACCAUCCAAACAGACUCAUCAAUGCAAAGCACAGAACCUUCUCACUUUCAUACUGACAAAUACUCAGAUUAUGAUCAAGCUACAGUUCCAGUGGAAAUAACUCAUCAAUCACCACAGAACCCACAUUACGAAGAAUCAACAACUCAAACAGACUCAUUUAUGCAAUACACAACUCCUGUACACCAUCAGACCGACAGAUAUGUAGAUGAUGACCAAGCUACUGUUCCUAUAGAAAUACCAACUCAACAAUCCACCAAGUAUCCACAUUAUCAAGAAUCUCCAACUACACAUCCAGACCUUUCAAUGCAAUUCACAGAAUCUUCUCAAUAUCAUUCAACAAUGGACAUGGAAGAUGACCAAUCUACUGUUCCAGUGGAAAUAUUAAUUGGAUCAACUAAGUAUCCCCAUUAUGAAGAUCUCUCAACCCCCUAUUCAGAUUCAUCAAUGCAAUACACUGAAUCCUCAUCUGUCGUAUACACAGAUGAUGAACAAGCUACUGUUCCAAUAGAAAUAUUACCUGAAUCAUCAACUAAAUAUCCCCAUUAUGAGGAUCAUUCAGUCCCAUCAAUGCAAACUACAGAAUAUCACAACACUGAUAAAUACACAGAUGAUGACCAAGCUACAGUACCAGUCGAAAUCCCAUCUCAUUUCUUAACAAAGAAUCCACAUUAUGAGUCCUCAACUGUAAAACCGGAUUUAACAGCCCAUUUCACAACACCCUCUCAUUAUCAUUCUGGUGAAAGUUCAGAUGAUCAGGCUACUGUGCCAAUUGAUGUGGCAAUGGAGACAACAACUGAGAUGGAGUCACAUCACAUAGAAUCAACAUCAGGUUACAAGCAGCCAGUGGAGUCUGACUCCAGUUUACAAUCCAAAGUUCCUCUUUCCCCAUCGGACAAGGAUGAACAGCAUCAUCUGCAUGUGGAUUUCAGUGAUGAUGAAAAUGAAGAGGACUUUGAUCAGCAAUCCAUCACUCAUCCCUAUUUUGCUCAUCCAACACAAUCAACCCCAGCUAAUAGACCAGAAGAAUUAGAUUGGAGGAGUGGUAGUACAGUUCAUAUUAAACCUGGCAAGAAGUACACUGUUGCUCCAUCAGACUUUUUCUUGACACCCAUAGCACCAUUCAAACCAGUCGAGUUCAUUCCUCCUCAGCCAUACAAGCAGUGGCCAAGUCAGUCCGCAUUGAAUAGCACUGGCAUAGACCAGGUUAAAGUUCCAGAUACAAUUCAAGUAGAUUUGAAAGGAUAUCCAUCUUAUGCUGAGAACAGACCUGGCAUCAAAGGAAGAGGAGGAAGACACAAUAUGAUUUCAAAACCUUGGUACUUCAUGAGCAGAACUUUUCAUUAGGAACCUAUUAUUUCAAUUUCCCAAGCGUUGCAUAUUUUGAGCCCAUGAAAUGAAUUCUGGACAAACUCGAAUUGCCAGCAUUAUUAUAAUGAGAUUGAAUAAUAAUUAUGAUGUACUAUAAAAAUAAGUUAUAUUCAAGUGUUCAAACUAUUGUGAAUAAAGAUAAUUUUCUUAGUUC
Messenger RNA from Nilaparvata lugens (brown planthopper), 4184 nucleotides. RefSeq lists its product as uncharacterized. The transcript has 4 exons. Bases 29 to 4006 code for a protein of 1325 amino acids. NCBI's taxonomy places the organism in Eukaryota, Metazoa, Arthropoda, Insecta, Hemiptera, Delphacidae. The record is from RefSeq and is a predicted model, not a curated record.